Molecule: messenger RNA, 535 nt
Organism: Hyaena hyaena (striped hyena)
Lineage: Eukaryota; Metazoa; Chordata; Mammalia; Carnivora; Hyaenidae
Product: small nuclear ribonucleoprotein G-like
Exons: 1
Coding region: 21-251 (76 amino acids)
Biological process (GO): spliceosomal snRNP assembly; mRNA splicing, via spliceosome
Cellular component (GO): catalytic step 2 spliceosome; U12-type spliceosomal complex; U5 snRNP
Molecular function (GO): RNA binding
Source: RefSeq, a predicted model, not a curated record
GAGCUCGCCGAGUAGACACCAUGAGCAAAGCGCAUCCUCCUGAGUUGAAAAAAUUUAUGGACAAGAAAUUAUCAUUGAAAUUAAAUGGUGGCAGACAUGUCCAAGGAAUAUUGCGGGGAUUCGAUCCCUUUAUGAAUCUGGUGAUAGAUGAAUGUGUGGAGAUGGCAACUAGUGGGCAACAGAACAAUAUUGGAGUCGUGGUAAUUCGAGGAAACAGCAUCAUCAUGUUAGAAGCCUUGGAACGAGUAUAAAUGAUGGAUGUGUUCACCUGAAGAAACCAACUGCUUCCACAUGUCCCCUCCAUAGUACCUGUUUUACUACAGUAUAAAAAUCAGGUCGUGCAUUUUCAUAUUGAACUUUUUUGUUAAAUAAACUUUUUUAAUAGUCAAAAUAUGCUUUCUCAAACAUUGUGAACAUGGAAAAUUGAAUGUUAGCUCUUAUUCUAGUUUUUCUAACACGAACUGUUUCUGGUUGAGACUGAAUUGUUUAAGUUUUUAUGCAUUAAUAUUGAAGAAUUUGAUUAAAUGUAACAAAC